GUUGGGAAAGAGCGCUGAGGGGCGGGCGGGCGGCGGCCGGACCUCGGCGAAGCUCGUGGGACCCCAUUGGGGGAAUUUGAUCCAAGGAAGCCGUGAGAUUGCUGGGGGAGGAGAAGCUUCCAGAUCCGUGUGUCCACUUCCCUGGGGGAGGAGGAGACAGCGGAGCGAGCCUCUCGGCGUCCACAGCGCUGCUGCACUCUGCCCCAGCCCGCCGGGAUCAUGGUCUGUGGCGGCCAGGGAGGGAUGGGGCUGCUGCGCGCCGGGCUGCUGGCCCUGGCUUGGCUCUGCCUGCUCCGGGUGCCCGCAGCCGGCGCUGCAGCCUGCGAGCCCGUGCGCAUCCCCCUGUGCAAGUCCCUGCCCUGGAACAUGACCAAGAUGCCCAACCACCUGCACCACAGCACCCAGGCUAACGCCAUCCUGGCUAUCGAGCAGUUCGAAGGUCUGCUGGGCACCCACUGCAGCCCCGAUCUGCUCUUCUUCCUCUGUGCCAUGUACGCGCCCAUCUGCACCAUUGACUUCCAGCACGAGCCCAUCAAACCCUGCAAGUCUGUGUGCGAGCGGGCCCGGCAGGGCUGCGAGCCCAUUCUCAUCAAGUACCGCCACUCCUGGCCGGAGAGUCUGGCCUGCGACGAGCUGCCGGUGUACGACCGCGGCGUGUGCAUCUCUCCCGAGGCCAUCGUCACUGCGGACGGAGCCGAUUUUCCUAUGGAUUCUAGUAAUGGAAACUGUAGAGGGGCAAGCGGUGAGCGCUGUAAAUGUAAGCCUAUUAGAGCUACACAGAAGACCUAUUUCCGGAACAAUUACAACUAUGUCAUUCGGGCUAAAGUCAAAGAGGUCAAGACUAAGUGCCAUGAUGUGACUGCAGUCGUGGAAGUGAAGGAGAUUCUAAAGUCUUCUCUGGUAAACAUUCCAAGGGAUACCGUCAACCUCUACACCAGCUCUGGCUGCCUGUGCCCUCCACUUAAUGUUAAUGAGGAAUAUAUCAUCAUGGGCUAUGAAGAUGAGGAACGUUCCAGAUUACUCUUGGUGGAAGGCUCUAUAGCCGAGAAAUGGAAGGACCGACUUGGUAAAAAAGUUAAGCGCUGGGAUAUGAAGCUCCGUCAUCUUGGACUGAGUAAAAGCGAUUCUAGCAUCAGUGAUUCCACUCAGAGUCAGAAGUCUGGCAGGAACUCUAACCCCCGACAAGCACGCAACUAAAUCCUGAAAGGCAAAAAAUAACAUCAGUGAACUUCCUAUGAAGACUUGGCAUUGCUGGACCAGCAAAGGAAAAUUGCACUAUUGCACAUCAUAUUCUAUUGUUUACUACAAAAAUCAUGUGGUCACUGAUACUACUUCUAUUUUCUCUCAUGUUUUCUGCUUUUCUCUCCUUCCCCCACCCCCUUUUAAUGGUGUGGGGGCAGAUCCUUCAAUAUAUGUUUUCUAUUUCACUAAUCAUAGGAACCUGUUCUUUUGCAUUAAUAAUAAAUUAAACAUGUUGAUACUAAGGUCUCUUGGAGUCCCCCAGAUGUUAAUUUACUAUUUUGUGCCCAGAUAGGGAAUACGGCAUUGGGUGCACAGAGAGAUUUCUGGUCUACAGGGACAAGGUAGCUGUGCUGUGAAAUAUACUCUGCUGUCUAAUUACAGCCCCAUUGUUGCGUGCCUUUUGGGUUUCUCCUCGGGCAUAGAAGGUUCUAAAUGUUUAUAAAGCUAAAAUGGCAGUUUGAAAUCAAAUGCCAUGCAGCGGAGCAAUCAAGCACCAGGAAGCAUUUAUCAGGAAACGACACACAAGAUGAAUUAUUUUCAAGAUUGGCAGGAAGCAAAAUAAAUAGUGGUAGAAGCUGGGGAGAGAACGUUUUGCCUGAUGGAGAAGCAUAAUCGAAACCGGUAGCCAUUGGGGUGAUAACAGGAGCAUUCUUCUUUUGGCAAUAUACUUGAUUUGUUCCUGAAUAUAUUAAUCCACAUUUAGGAAGUGAAUGAUAAGUAGACAUCUGCUGUUAUCAUCAUAGUUCUCUUUAAUUUUGCUUCCUUUAAAAUAAACUCAUUGGUGGAAGUC
Otolemur garnettii (small-eared galago) is the source of this 2032-nucleotide messenger RNA. RefSeq names its product frizzled related protein (gene FRZB). The transcript has 6 exons. Lineage: Eukaryota; Metazoa; Chordata; Mammalia; Primates; Galagidae. Gene Ontology annotation, cellular component: cytoplasm. Gene Ontology annotation, molecular function: Wnt-protein binding. Gene Ontology annotation, biological process: canonical Wnt signaling pathway; non-canonical Wnt signaling pathway. The record is from RefSeq and is a predicted model, not a curated record. The coding region runs from base 220 to 1197 and encodes 325 amino acids.